UCAUAGAUAUGUAAACAAUAUGGCCGACAGUCCGACGUCAAGAAAGGUCACUUAUGAGGAGAGUAUGAAUACAUCAAACACAAUGACCUCAACAAAUUAUCGGAAUGAAGUUGACGAAUGGACUGAAGUAAACAAGAAGCUAAAAAAACAUGGACUGCAGAUAGUCAAGCUGUUACAUCCAUCGGACGUAGCUCUCAUGACAGGCAGAACAGUAUGCUUGGACACGGCCAUGAGUAAAACCCUGCGAGAUAAUGUUUUAUCACUGGUGGCUGACUGUGACCAUCGACAGACACUAAUACAAGAUCUGAUCAUCACCAACAAUAAACUGAAGGAAGAUUUGGAGAAGCAAUCAAAUCUAACUUCAAAAUACCAUGGAAGAAUGAAAGAAUUACAAGUUUUACUAGAAAGUUCAAGAGCUCGAGUGCAGGAGAUGGAAGAAGAAGGUUCUUCCAGGACUUCAUUUAUGACAGAGGAAGAGGAGAAACUCGUAAACACAAAGAACGCUAUGCAUGCCAAGUGUAAACAACUGACUCAGAAAUGCCACACCCAGGAAAAGGAAAUAGAGCGCCUAAAAUCCAAAAUGCAAAAAAUGGCAGAGGAGGAAGAUAAACGGGCCUCCAGACAGGGCCAAGUGUUUCAAGAAUUUAAGAAAAGAACUGCCCGGGCUCAUAGUGUGAUGGAUGAAAAGUUGUUAGAUAUUAUAGAUGCUUAUGAGAAACAGGUGCUAGACUUGCAAAAACAGAUUGACUUUUAUAAGUCAGCUGAACUCGGAGAUACUCAGGACUUUGACGAUGAGGAACAGUCUUUCUUUUCUGUACGGAAUGAACCCUCACAAAAUAUGAAAUCCUUAGUUAGGACUUAUGAAAAGCAGUUGGGAAAAGCCCAUGAUAGGAUCAAACAGCUAGAAAACGACAGAGAAUUAAACAAACUGGAUGUGGGGUCAAGACCACAGUUACAGGACUAUAGAGUGGCUCAACAACGAAUCAAAAAACUUGAAAAGCUACUGGCAGUUCACAACAUCAGUAUACCAGGUGAAAAGCCCAAUAAAGACCCUUACAGACUGAAGAAAAAGUACAGUACCAAACUUGAGGACCUAGAUUAUCUCCCUUUAGACUUCUGUAGGCAGCACCUCAGGGACAUAUGCACAGAGACUGAUGUUGAAGACCUUGAGCAAAUCAUUCCUUUAUUACAGAAACAGAAUGAAUAUCUCGAGACGUCUCAAAGAUAUGAACAGUUCUGUCGCUGUGUGCAGGAUAUGUGUCAUGAUGAAGAGGAGCAUCAUGGGAUAUCUCUCAGUCCCUCGAGGAAGAAGGCUGUUCUGACAGAGAAGAGUUUACAAAGAACAGUAGCCAAACUCCAGUGCUGGAAGCAGGACCAAGAUGGUUUACAGGAGCUUCAAAUUUCCAUGAACAAGCUGGGAGAGAGGGUUGCCCCCUGGUUGAAGAUUCGACUAAGUGGUGACCCUUCCAUGGCACAGAUUAUCACUGCUGUGGACAAAAUUGUGUACGACGAUGGCAUUAUUAGAGAAAAGGAUGGAAAGGAGCACCCCUCUCGUACAGUUCUAGAGAACAUCAUCCAACACUUCCAGACACUGUUUGAUGUUCCAUCAGUGUCUGGGGUAUUUCCCAGAAUGAAUGAUAUUUACACCAAACUCGGAGAGGUCCAUAAUGUGCUCAACACACUGCGCAAUCUUCUUGGACUUUAUCCAGAUGCUAAAUCCUCUGAGAUUGUGGAUGCUGUUGGGCACCUUUGUCAUUCUCACCAAAACACCACCGCCAAGCAGCUGAAAUCUCUCCUACAAACGGAGGAUCUGGAGGGAGUAAUACGACGCCUGGAGGAACAUAGUGAUUUUUUCCCAGCAUUUCAGGAAAUCGUCAGAAAAUUGUUUGAGAUUUUAGAUAUCCAAAGAAUGGACCAAAUCAUACCUGCAGUACGUGCCCUUAAACUGUUAGCAGGUUGAUCCACCUAAAAACUCUCUAGAUCUGUUGUUCAUCGAUUAGGCAUGCAAACCACAUCGACACAAAAAGCCGAAACCUCCAUCCAGAUAUGCAAGGAAACCAGUUUUUGGUGCCAUAUACAUUAUGGGAGCUGUCCAUUCAGUGCAGAUUUUAUUUCAAUUACUGUACACAUUGUCUGUCAUUGUCCUUCCUUUAAUGUUUUAUAAGACAAUGGUCAAUGACAGCUCUGUUCUCAAGUCAUGAUAUACAAAGUAAUGAGAUGUCUCAGAGUAAGACAGCUUUAUGUCUUGACUAAUAGUUGGAUUAUAAACUCAAAAUACUGUAUUUUUUACCAGGAUAUUUUUGUAUAAACAGAUGAUUGAUUUUCUUUAACUGUUAAUCUGAAGAGAUCACGAAAUAUAUGUCAGGUGAAUUUGGUUUUUUUUUUCUUUUCUUUUUUGAUAUUUAUGAUUAUAGCAGAAUGAUGUAACAUUUUUUUUCAUUAAAGCCUCCGAGUCAAUAUCCUCUGUUAUAAGGAUUUGCAAGACAAUGUUACACAUUUAUUGACUGAUGUCGAAGGCAACAUGUGUUAUGUUAACAUUGGACCCAUGGACCAAAAUGUUGAAUGAAGCCAUCUAGGCAAUAGGCAACAUUUUGGUCUGAGGAUCCAACAAAAUGUGUUGCUAGAAACCCAAUCAAUAAAUGUUUUGUUACACCUUUGUAAAUUUACAACCCUCGGAAGAAUUUGGUUUACCGUCAAAAAAACCCUCAUUGGUGGAUACAGGUUUUCCUCUUGACAUGUUCACAUUUUUUGUUAUUGCUGUCUCUGUCAUUCAUAAGGUUUUCAAUAUCUCAGUCUGAUUAAUCCUUCAAUCUACUGGUAUAAGAUGCCAUUUUGUCGCAGACAUAAGCAUUACAAUUAUAAAGGAGUAGAAGAGGACGUUAAUAAGUUGGGUUUUGGCAUCUUCCCACAUCAAGGCAACCACAUUUAGAAAAAUGUGGUGGAUCACAAACAUUAAACUUAAAAAGAUGAGUUUUGGAUGAAUAAACUUGCCACAGAUAAUUAAGAGUUAACCCGAAUACCAGCAAUUAUAAUAAUACAAAAACAUCAAACGGUCCAUUGGAAACUCAGUAUCGGCCUGAGCAGUCCAGAAUCAGGGUUUCAGUGGACCAGGCAGUCCAGACAGUGGACUUAUUGAUGUAUGUAGUUGUGUUAGGAGCAGUUUAUGAGGGUAUAUUCCAAUGUUAUUUAUUACAAUUGUUUUGAUUGGACAAAAAUAAAGCUGAACAAGAGUUUACACAUCAGUAAAUCCAAAAACGCGAUGUAUUCAUACACGCCUGAAAACAAAUCACAUAGUGCGGGGAAACUAUUCAAAUUUUUGCAAUUGUUAAUGAAGUGAAUGAAUUGGAAUUAUAAGAAUCAAACAUUCUUUUUGAAGAAUUUUAUCAAUGUGUAAACUCCAGACAUUUUACUCACAAACUUUACAUAAAAGUGCUUCACACUUUUAUUCAGUUUGUGAGUAAAAUGUCCGGAAUUUACACCUCGAUAAAUUCUUCAAAAAGAAUGUUUAAUCCUGUAAUAACAAUUCACUUUAUUUGUUGGAUGUUGUGAGGUAAGACAUUUUCAAAGUUGUCCAUUUCAUAUGGAUGGGUAUAUUCAUCGUAGAUGUUAACAGCUGUGAUAGAAUUGUGAAUUUUAUUAAUGUAUAUACUGGUAUAUCCAUAAAUUUUAACAAGUAUAUUA
Messenger RNA from Ostrea edulis (European flat oyster), 3681 nucleotides. RefSeq names its product centrosomal protein of 70 kDa-like. Gene Ontology annotation, molecular function: gamma-tubulin binding. Gene Ontology annotation, cellular component: centrosome. NCBI's taxonomy places the organism in Eukaryota, Metazoa, Mollusca, Bivalvia, Ostreida, Ostreidae. Gene Ontology annotation, biological process: regulation of microtubule cytoskeleton organization; cilium assembly. The transcript has 19 exons. Bases 20 to 1960 code for a protein of 646 amino acids. The record is from RefSeq and is a predicted model, not a curated record.